Messenger RNA from Dermacentor silvarum, 8048 nucleotides. RefSeq lists its product as uncharacterized. NCBI's taxonomy places the organism in Eukaryota, Metazoa, Arthropoda, Arachnida, Ixodida, Ixodidae. The record is from RefSeq and is a predicted model, not a curated record.
UUCGGGCGGGCUACGCCGGCUCGCAGCGUGUCGGGAUCCCGUGUUCGUUGCGGUCGCUUCGAAAAGUGCACGCGACUUGCUGUCCGGCGUGCUUCGACUCGUUCCAUCCGUGCUUGAGCUACUGACUCUGCGCGUCUCGAACAAAGCCCGUCGUGUGUCCGAAUCGGCAGGAUCGAUCCCGUAAGGCCUCACCCGUGGAUUCGUCGUCUGCUACUCCCCAGUCCGUCGUGCUCGGACGGUCGUGUUGUUCCGGUCGCUCCGUGAGCCUCUCUCUCUUUCUCCCCGCACUGACUCGGGCCCCGUCAACUCUUUCAGAAGCUCAGAAGAGUUUUGACAAGUGCGCGCGCGUGUGUGUUGUUGAGGAGCGCGACGACUGAACGGUUGUCGUUCUCGUUCCCUUGUCGUCGUGGCGUAGGUGAUGGUGUCAGUGUCAGUACUACGGACGGAUCGCGUGCAACGUUGCUGCUGAGGGCUGGGAAGAGCGCGAGCCGCCGAAAUGAGGACCUUGCUGGAAGAUGCUCCAUUCAAGAAUGUGAGAAGGAAAGUUCACUCCUCCGAGCGUGCCGUGCGGGAGCGGUCAAGGGGAGCGAUGACCCCGCGCAUCAUUGCCAGCAGCCGGACACUGACUUCGCCCGGAGGCCUCUGUCUCUGCCUGGCCGGUCUGCUCUUGUGCGUCCCAGUUGUCGUCGGGGCAGCGUCGGACGCCGAGGAUGUCUGCCGCCAGGGCAAGCCCGUGUUCAUGAUGGCGACGAACGCGCGGCUGGACUCGGACAUCUUCUCGCGCGAGUACGGCGUCAACCUGACGGCGUGCGCCGACGCGUGCCGGCGGGACGCCCGCUGCCGGUCGCUGACCUUCGUCAAGAACGCCACGGACAGCUUCUGCCAGCUGAUGGGCGCCGCGGCCGACGCCUCUUCCGUGGUCCACGAGCGCACCCUGUCGCCGGUCAACGGCGUAUACUACCUGGAGAAGAUCUGCCUCGAAGGUGCCUGCGACCGCCUGUUCGUGGCCGAGUGGAUCCAGGGCAUGGAGCUCGAGGGCCACGACAACCGCGUGCUUCGCAACGCCACGCGCCGGGCCUGCCUCGAGGCGUGCGCCGCCGAGCGCUCGUUCGUCUGCCGCUCGGCCGAGUGGGACGAGCAGCGGGGCGGCGAGUGCCGCCUCAGCCGCUACGACCGAUUCUCGAGGCACGUGCACUUCGGACGCUCGGCGAACCCGUCCGUCGCAUACUUCGACAACACGUGCGCCUACAAGCCCGUGAGCGGCGGCCACACGGCGGAGAUCUUGCUGCUGGGUAACGUGGAGCAUCCGUACAGCCUGGUCGAAUACCGUGGGCUGUCGGUCAGCGAGUGUGGCGAGUCGUGCCUUCGCAACGCUCUCUUCCCGUGCCGUUCGUUCCUGUUCGGCCGGAGCGCGCAGCAGCAGACCUACUGCGGGCUCACGCACCAGAACCGAGCCGGCCUGCUGCAGAACCCGGGAAGCUUCGAGCCGUCGCACAGCCUCAACUACUACGAGAUCGCCAGGAACCUCGACGCGUGCGACGACGAGGACGUCAAGUUCGAGCUCGUGUCCGGACGCUACAUGACGGACCGGCCUCUGCGCACGUCUCAGGUGUCGUCGGCGCACGAGUGCCUGGCGCUGUGUCGCGGCGACGCCAAGUGCCGCUCGGUGUCGUACGACUACCGGCGCCGCAUGUGCCACGCCCACUCGGACACGCUGCGCACGGGCAUCGACACGAACGUCAAGCGCAACCCGCAGAUGAACUACUUCGAGAAGGUUUGCAUCUCCGCUGGCAGCGUGUGCGACAAGCACUGGGCGUUCGAACGCGUGCCGGGCAAGGAGCUGGUGAUGGGCGGAAGCUCGGGGUCGUCGUCCAAGGUCAGCGUGGAGGCCAACACCCGCGAGGAGUGCCAAGCGGCGUGCCUGGCUCACCGCGACUUCGUGUGCCACUCGGCCGAGUUCAACUACCAGCUGAGCGAGUGCCGCCUCAGUCCGCAGUCGCGCUUCACGGGCACCUCUGGCGAGGCGAAGCUGGAGGGCUCAAAGUUUGUCGUCGACUACUUCGAGAACAACUGCGUCCGAGAGGUGCGAGGUUUCUGCAGCACGAAGAAAUACCGGGACCAGGAGCUGGUGCUCGCGGACCUGGUCAUCGGCACCAUGUCGCAGGAGGACUGCCUGCAGCGGUGCCUCAACAGCGUCGACUUCGUCUGCCGCUCGUUCAGCUUCGAGCGCGACACGCAGACCUGCUUCCUCAGCCACCACACGCGCAAGUCGGCGCCCAAGGGUGCCACGCUGCGAUUGCCCGGCACCGACCUCGUCGAGCUCGGGGCUUGCUUCGACGUGUCCGUGGAGUGCGAGCCGCACGUGAUGCGAGCCCGUGUGCGCAGCAACAUGGUGUUCAAAGGCAAGGUCUACACCCGGGGCCGACCCUCCACCUGCUCGCAGGACAUCAGCAGCAGCAUGGACUUCACGCUGCCGAUCCAGCUGGCUGGGUCCGACUGCGGCACCGUCAGCAAGGCCGAGGGUCACUUCGCCAACGUGUUGGUCAUUCAGAGCAACGACCAGGUCGUCACUGCAAUGGACAAAGCCAUCGGUGUCUCCUGCACCUUCGACGUCGGCAACAAGACGGAAUUCGCGUCCGCCAAGGUCUCGGACCCGAGGCAGACAGACCAUAGCCGGGGAAAGCCGCCCCUGCCGGAGCUGUCGCUGCACAUCCUUGACAUGCGGGGCAACGAGCGCGAAUCGGUGUCGCUCGGCGAACUGGUACGCGUGCAAGUGCGCAUGUCCGAAGAAGACACGUACGGCAUCUUCAUCAAGAACCUGAUCGCCCGCGAUGGAACAGGAUCAACGAACCUGACGCUGAUUGACAAAACAGGGUGCCCGGUGGAGGCGAAGAUGAUGCGCGAGAUUCGCACCAUCGACUCGCACAGCAAAUCUCUGGAGAGCUACCUGGAGGCUUUCGCCUUCACCGGCAGCAGCACGCUGGAACUCGAGGCCGAAGUGGUCACGUGUCUCGAGCGCUGCAAACCGGUGCUGUGUCAGAUCCCCACGGGCCGGCGCGAAGACGACAUCGAAACGGUGACGUCCUUCGGACGCCGCCGCCGGAGGAGCACCGCUGACGGGGUGCCGCUGCCCGAGGAUGAGCUGCGCCGCAGCACGCUCACCAAGAAGCUGUCCGUGGUGGCCGCAGAAUUCGGUGUGGGCCAGCAGACGCAGGACAUCAGCUACGCGUUUCCGGUCACGGCACCGACGACUUCCGGUCGGCCUGCCAGCAUGGAGGACCUGAUCGCCGAGCAGCUGGGCGUGAUGUGCUUCGAGCCGACCGCGUCGGCUGUCAUCGGCGGCCUGGCGCUCUUUCUGGAGGUGUUCGGCUUCGGCACCUGCCUCGUGUUCGCCCUGCGCAGGCGCAAGGGUCACGCCACGGACGAGCCCAUCUGCUACGACAACAGCGUCGAGGGCUCCACGGAUUUUGCAUGCUCGGCGCCCUAUUGAGGCACCCGUUCGCGGCCACGCGCUCGCGCCCUUUUGGCGCUUCUGUCGCCGGAAUGCCACUGGCGUUUGCCGUAUUCAUCAAGGGCUUUUGCCGUGAUGCUCACUGAGUCAGGGAACGGGUUCACAGAGCUUUUAGUUUGCGACAACUUCUGUAUAUAUGGCAAGUCUUUCCCGCUAUACGACAAGAAUUUCUGUCGCUGGGCCGCUGUCGCGAUGGAAAACGUUUGCGCCGAGUCAUACCAUCAAAAUGCCCUAGCUAUAUUUCCUGUUUUUCAUCUAGCGAAUGACAAGUUUGAUGCCACUUUCGCUGUCACCACGUUUCCUUUGAAGAUUGGCCGCUGUCAAUUCUUAAGCAUCAUUCGUUCUUGCUUAUGAACGACAUUGUGAACCCGAUCACAGAUUGCUGUGAGGCGCUGCUUGUGCAACUUUCAUGUUUUGACUGCUCCUUCCGGUCAUCUGUGCCCUCGUUCUGAACCGGUGAAUUUUUCGCAAUACGAAGGCGCUUAAGGCGGGAGGAGUUGGCAACUCAUUGCACUUGAGCGAGCAUAGCAUGUUCCUAUAGCUCGGUGCGGAUCACCGGUGUUUUCGUAACUUCACUAUCUCAUCAAUGGGAGAGACCAAAUGUUUUAUCUACUUGCAUUGCUACAGGCACGAGUGAGCCUAUACGGGGUCAGACAAUUAUUAUUGCACGUCAUAGCCUUCGACAUGAAAUAUCCAGCCAGGGCAGCCGUAAGCGCUAACUGUUGAUUAAGUUAUCUCGUGGAAUAUCAGUAUUGACACUUUCUUGGAAACUUCUACGUGGCGCUUUCUUUUAACGCACCUUGAUAUAAAGGGCGUUAUUCAGGCCAGCCUCUCAAUUUUUCUCUCAUAAUAAAUUGAUCGCUUUGGUAAUGGGAACUAGCUCAAACUAGGAACGCCCGGCAUAAGAAAACAUUUUUUUUAAUCUCGUAAUGCAGCCCUUUUAUUAUCUAGAGUUACCGAGGUAGGGUUUUACAUGCUUGUAGUCAAGUGUAAUUUAAUUGCAUUUCUCAGUUCAUGCAGCGAGAGCAACGGCUUUGGAAUCACCUUUGCCUUACCACGUCCUUGGAUGACUGCCAGAAAAACCUGGUAGCAGCAUAGACUCAGUGAUAUCCUUUCUUAGUUAUGUAAAAGUAAAGCAACCACAAUACUACCACUAUUCUGGGAUUCUGACCUCGUCUGGUCUAGCUCGUGUGUAGAUUGCAGGCAAUUACGGCAGCCCGGCCUGGCAUUCCGGCACAGCUGUACGCACACCCGUCACCGCGAUGGCAAACUGGAGGAAGGCGGGCCUCCGUCCAUUUGUUCCAAAUGUGCAACAGAUGUCGCUUCCGGAGAACGAAUGUCCAACCUGUCACCAAAUGUGUAACCUGUCACCAAGUUAGUCACAGUGCCAUGAUUCGGAAAAAAAAAAAGCUGUGGUACGGUAACGGAGGGACGAUCCGUGAAUCUGUCAAAAGUGCAGUCGGGUGUAAGCGGAGUACAGAAACAGUGGUUCUUUUGAAUCAUGCAGGGGACCUAGCAUCGCGGGCGGGAGACAGAUAGACCUGACUCGUGCAUGCCUGGCCAUGAUCCGCGGUGAUCUCAGUAAUGACACAUUGAAUGCCGUUUAAGCAGGAUUCACACCAAAGGCCGAAUCGUUGAUUGUGCUUGCGAAAUAACGGGUGGAGUCUCACUGACAGCGAAACAUGCCGCGCAAUACAGCGGCGCAGACUAGCUGCUUGCAAUGCGAUUCGGUGCAGCUUGGGCGACGUCAUGCUUGUGCGCGAAAGGAACAGGCCAUAUUAUGCGCUCUGCCAGUACAGCUUUACCAGCAUACAUAUGUCGCAAUAAGUGCCGUCGGUGGAUUCAUCGGCGUUUUUGUGAACGAGCCAUUCGCGUCGUCAUUAGGCGCAUGUACCGGCGCGAGCAACAUUAGAUGAUUCCGAGGCUGUUACUCCCUUGAGCAGGGAACGCUAUUUGUGCAAUUGUAUGAUUCGGCCCGCUUUUAGUGAGCGUGGCUUACACGAAGAUACUUGAACAACCGUGCCAUUCCAGUGGGCUCGCCACUUUGUCAAAAGAGCGUCGCCAGCACCGACGUAGUGUCUUGCAUCGAUCCUUGGGAUCCACUGCGGCCGUGCUUAUAACACCGAUUAUACACUCACAGAAUUGUCUCGGAAAGCAGAGGAAGAGAAAGACAUAUAGUGGGAGAGAGUCAACCUGACGUGCGUUCGAUUUGUUACCCCACACAGGUCGAAGGGGGAUUAAUGGUAGAAAAAGGAGCGAUAGCUAUAGAAGCAUGACUACCAGCGUGCACGCGUGGAAGCGCCCGUCGGGCCUAGACUCUAGGGAGCUUAUACAUGCAAGUCUUGUUUGCCUGUAGGCUCAUGUACUAGAAUCAGUCACAACCGUAUGCCACCGUGAGAUCGUGAUUAGGCACGCAACGCGUGCGAAAUUCUAUAACGGGCCUUGCUAUAGGUUGCACUGUGGCGGAAUCAACCUAGUGGUUGCACCUUUCACUCGCUCGUGAAAGGACUUCCACCUAUUCUGUGGCUUCUCGGCUAGGUGGAUGAAAUGCUAAGGUUCGCAAUGCUCACUGUGCCCACAGUUAUGUUAUCUCAAAUCCGACCAUUCGUGUUUACAUUGCGUGUUUCGAUUUGUACAGGCUUUCAGAAGCUUGAAUGCGGUUUAUAAAUGGCGUGCUGCACAAUGUUGUUGUGCUGAGAGAAUGGCCAACUUAUGCAAUGGGACACAGCUUCAGUUUACUUUUACGGCUACCAAGGCGAUAAAUGAUGGCGACCUUGCAGUACUUGAUCAAAUUAAGUCUCAAACCGAUGGCCUACGGUAGGCCGCGCAAGCUUACUUCUGAGCGCUUCGCUCACACGCUCAAAACAAGCCUGCCUGCUUCGUCGUACCACAGUAACUUCAUCAGCAAAGGUUGGCGCUUCACUGGCACAGAUCAUCAUCAGGUAGACUUUUCAUGACAACGCAUAUUAGCGCAGACGUCUUCAAAGCAUGUGUAUUGUGGGAAAGUCAUCAAACGCUGUAUGGCCUUUGAUUAUCGAACGCGCGUUCCCACAAGCUUGCGCAGUGGGUACGCGUUAAAAGUGUGAACAAAGGUAACCAACGACAUUUCGUCAUUGGCAUGGGGUCACUUUGUUAGUAUUGUCAUUCGAGUUUCAAGAGAACCCUCGUAUACAGUGUCACCGCAAAGAUCAUCACCACAUUGUUUCAUUCAUUAGGAGUUCAAAAUUGAUUUUUUUUUGUACCAGUAGGUCUAUAGAAACUGACAGUCUGUUCAGUGAUCCCGCGUUUUAGGUACACUGAGAAAAAUUUCGACGUCAGCGAUGACGAACAUUAGUUGCACCAUCUUGCCAGUAACACACAGAACGUUGUUCAAGACGCUUGCUUGAACCCGCCGUAGGAUCAAUGUCGUCUUGCACAGGAGACAACCGUUUUAGCUUUGACGCAACCGGCACUGUUAUAAAAAAAUACAUAUUGACUGUCAGUUUUGACCUUCAGUGCCCAUCAGACGGUUUACUGGCAAGAAAAAAAACCUACUUCCAGAAAACAAGCAGAAGGUAGCUUUAAUAGAGGCACUGUUGGUGACAGCGGUUGCCAAUACUUUGCAAUUUCUUUGCCUGUCUGUCAGUUUCACUGUGUUUGCAGUAUUUCAUGCGUUUCACGUCAUUGUAUCAUGUCUUCUUUGUUGUGAUUGUCCAAAUCACUUUAACUUACUCUAGCAGUCUUGUCAGGUUGAUUCUUGUGCGCAGGUUUGUGCUUUACGGCUUUCUAAACCAGUUCCAGCCAACACCACAAGACCGUCUCGACAGCUCUGACGCCAGCGACGUUAGUUGCCACUUGUACUCGAAAAAGCUCAGGCUGGGCAGAAAAAAAAAACGAAGAAGUAAAAACGUGGGACGCCCAUUGUAAGAGGAGGUUAGACAGAGCGUGCUGACCCGAAUACAAGGUAACGUUCCUUGGCGCGGCUGAGGGACCUUGACGUGUGAAAUGCCCGCCAAGCCUCCGGGGUUUGCGACUUGCACUUUUAACGUAUGCCCGCGCUGCUCCAGCGUUGAAGACACACCGCGACGUGACAUGAAGCCACGGAGCAGGAAGGCACGUGGGCUUUCGACCGAAUUGGCUCCGUCUGUUUUCGCGACGCUCCUUUAGUCGAUGUCCCACCGCCAGAGCCUCCGGGUGUUUUCAGCGCCCUGUCUGCGCCCGAGGAAGGUGUAUUUGAAUGUGGGGAAGGCCGCAUGGCAGGAAUACAAAGAAUACUCGCAAACGACUCCGUCCAGACGCACUGUAUACUCCAAAACUCGUCGUCGCGCCAGCGAAAGAGCAAUAUGUACCGUUCCUUUCUCUCUCUAUAGAGCCAUCAAGAACAACAAAACUGUAGCACUUGGGCUGGCGGUAUACUGGUAGUAUUGAGAAACCGCCUGGGCGAAAAGCUCUCAAAGGGGUCGGCAGAUGUGUUUUUUCCUUGUUUCUUUUUUUUUCUCCCGGCAAGGGUGUGGAUGACGGUGAAUGUUUCCUAAAUAAACACUUCAGACUGUGGCAA